This is a messenger RNA of Amblyraja radiata (thorny skate), 597 nucleotides long. RefSeq names its product lectin-like. The transcript has 6 exons. Bases 1 to 597 code for a protein of 198 amino acids. The record is from RefSeq and is a predicted model, not a curated record. Lineage: Eukaryota; Metazoa; Chordata; Chondrichthyes; Rajiformes; Rajidae.
AUGGCUAUUGUGUGUCCCAUCCGCUUAAUGGAUUCAGUGAAGUUCGAGGAAGGAAACAUGAUGCUGGUGUGGGUUUUGGUGCUGACCGCACUGCUUGCCAAUGAUGUGGCAGAGACGACCGAUUCCUUGGAACGUGAGGUGACUCAGCAUCACCUUGAAAAACGUGACAUAGUCAAAGGAUCGUGUGCUGAAAAAUGGUUUUAUUAUCCUACCUUAUGUUCCUGUUACCGGUUUUUCCCUCAAAAACUGACAUGGUUAGAUGCUGAGAAGUUCUGCAAUCAAGAACAAAAUUACGGACAUCUGGCUACUGUGAUCUCGAGCGAUCACAACACAUUCAUUAACAACAUGAUUGGUGCAGUUAGCAAAGAGAAACCACAUGCUUGGAUUGGACUAAACGACAGAUGCCAGGAAGGUAAUUUCAGAUGGGCCGAUGGAUCUUCAUACAUUUACAAUAACUGGUCAAGUGGGGAACCUAAUAAUUAUGGAGGUGUCGAAGACUGUGUGACCGUUAAUCGUUAUGGUGACGGUACUUGGAAUGAUGUCAAAUGCGACAUAAGUCUUCCUUUCGUUUGUUCCUACAAACUGUUCUGCGAUUAG